Ostreobium quekettii is the source of this 321-nucleotide messenger RNA. The record is from the annotation of a GenBank genome assembly. NCBI's taxonomy places the organism in Eukaryota, Viridiplantae, Chlorophyta, Ulvophyceae, Bryopsidales, Ostreobiaceae.
AUGCUCAUUGCCUUUGGGCGAGGCUCUUCUUGCUGGGAAGGAUCGACAAAGGAAGCAUUGCCAUGUCGUGCACUAGCCAUAUGGACUCCCAGGAAAUCGUGGGACAAUCAUGCGCCACGCUGGUGGUUAGGAUUCUGCUGGAGAAAUGUGGCAGAUGAGGCAGUCAUGGCUGAUUACCAGAGUGGCUUGGUUCCGGCAUAUGUGGCAAUGGCACUUGUGAUGAUGGAGGGACGGCCGGCGGCAGACAGGCGGCCUUGCAGGGGAAUUGACAAUGAGGCGCCUUUGCUCGCCACGUCCAUUGGCAACGCUGAGAGGGUGUGA